AUGGCCGCAGAUUGGUCGCUGCAUGAUCUGAACCUGACCUUUUUGUUUUGGAGAGGCUCUGAAUGCGCCAGCAUCGUUCUGCUCGGCGCUAGCGAUGUUGUGGAAUGUGGAUCUAUGCAAAUCGGUCAAAGUUCAGAUAUCCAGGAUGUAAAACAUAUCGACGUCUGGACGAUACUAGCCGCCGGGUUGCGUAAAGUCACAAUGCGAAAUCAGUGCACAAUGCAUAUCCAAACUCGAAGAUUUGGUCAGAAUCACAAGUGCUACACACAAAUGCAAAGUUUUUGGCCUGUGGACUCAGUGCGAGAAGAAGUUGGUGCAGAUUCAGUAUUCGACUCGUCGGUCACUUCGCUCGCAUUCAAGCUUGAAUCCGCUCGAGGUAGUCUUAUCGUCUAUAUGCGAAGGAACAACGGCUGCCCUCCAAUAUCAGAGACCCUGCUAGGGGAGAACUAG
Suillus bovinus is the source of this 450-nucleotide messenger RNA. RefSeq lists its product as uncharacterized. Bases 1 to 450 code for a protein of 149 amino acids. The transcript is spliced from 3 exons. The record is from RefSeq and is a predicted model, not a curated record. Lineage: Eukaryota; Fungi; Basidiomycota; Agaricomycetes; Boletales; Suillaceae.